Chroicocephalus ridibundus (black-headed gull) is the source of this 2088-nucleotide messenger RNA. RefSeq names its product ammonium transporter Rh type A-like. The transcript is spliced from 6 exons. The record is from RefSeq and is a predicted model, not a curated record. Gene Ontology annotation, molecular function: ammonium channel activity. NCBI's taxonomy places the organism in Eukaryota, Metazoa, Chordata, Aves, Charadriiformes, Laridae. Gene Ontology annotation, biological process: ammonium transmembrane transport; ammonium homeostasis. Gene Ontology annotation, cellular component: plasma membrane. Bases 1 to 2088 code for a protein of 695 amino acids.
AUGGGGCACUGCCAUCGCCGAGUGUCCCCACACCCGGUGGGGACCCCCCCCACCUCCGCCAAAGGCACCCAGUGUGAUGGGAGCAAGGAGGCACCCAUGGAGCCGGAGAGCACUGGCAGUCUGGGUGAUGCCCGUGGCCGGGACCCGCUGGGGAAGGCUGCCAUGGCCAGUGGAGCCAAAUUUGGUGGCCUGGGGGGGGGCAGGGAACCUCAUAUGAUCUCGCUGAAGGCUGGGGACACUCUUGUAGGUCUGAGCGUGACGCUCCCCGGGCUCCUUUCUCCACCCGCGGUGAACAGGGACGGCGGGGACUCCCCCAGUGCACCCCUGCCCCGGCGAGGACCAAGCUGCGACCGCUGGCCCCAGCAACGCCAGGAGCAGGGGCUCGGGGGUGACCUGACGGAGGAAAGCGAUGCCCUGGAACCCACCCUGGGGCCAAAAUGCACCCAGGGGCUACAGCGGCACGGGGCCGGCAACCAGCCGGAGCAGCUGCUUGCCGGCUCCGGCUGCCGGUGGAGCUGCGAUGGGCUGUUCGGCACAGCCGGCCUCGGCACGGGGCUGGCGCUGCCUGGCCUCCCCGCGCCCAGCGUGGGACGGGUGAAGACGACCCGGUUGCGAGGGGCUGGGGAGCGGGGGGGGCUGGCCCCCCGCCCGCCGCCUGACAGCCGGCACCGCGACUCCUGGGGAACGAGCGGAGCUCACCCGGCGGGUGCUCCUGGGCUGCCGCCCCGUGCCCCACCACCCCACCGGUCACCGUCCCCUUCUGUCCACCUCGGGAUGGCCGUGUCACCCUCUACCCGCCGCCUCCUGCCCCUCUUCCUGGGGCUCUUCCAGGGUGCCCUGCUCCUCUUCUUCGCCCUUUUUGUCACCUACGACAAGCCCUCAGCACAGGCGGAGGAUGUCAACUUGGUGGCCAACCAGCUCUACGGCAUCUUCCCCCUCUUCCAGGACAUCCAGGUGAUGCUGGUGGUGGGGCUGGGGCUCCUGCUGACCUUCCUGCCCCAAUACGGGUUCAGCGCCCUCACCCACAACUUCCUCCUGCUCAACUUCUCCACGCAAUGGGCGCUGGUGCUGCAGGGCUUGCUCCAUCACUUCCACCACGGCCAGGUCCACCUGGACCUCCACAACCUCCUCACCGCUGAGUUCGCUGCUGUGACGGUGCUCAUCUCCGUGGGGGCCGUCCUGGGAAGGACCAGCCCCUGCCAGCUCCUUGUCGUGGCCGCCUGUGAAGUCCCCAUCUACCUUGCCAGCGAGUGGGCCAUCACCACCCAACUGGGCGUCCUGGACGUGGGGGGCACCAUCACAAUCCACGUCUUCUCCUGCUAUUUCGGCCUCGGCAUGUCCAAGGCUCUGUUUGGGGCAGUGCAGCAGCCAGUGCACCCCAAGGAGACCCCAACACCCCGCUCCGACCUCCUGUCCCUCGUGGGGACGCUCAUCCUCUGGGUUUUCUGGCCCAGCUUCGUGGCCGUUCUCUGCCAACCAGGAGAUGCCCAGCAUCGUGCCAUCCUGAACACCCUCCUGGCCAUGAGUGCCAGCGCCGUGACCACCGUGGUGGCCUCCAGCCUGCUGGAGAGUGACGGCAAGCUCAGCCCUGGCCACCUGCAGAACGGCAGCCUGGCCGGCGGGGUGGCCAUCGGCGCGGUGGCUGACAUGGCCGUGCCACCGGUGGCCGCCCUCGCCCUGGGUAGCCUCUCGGCCGUGGCGUGUGUCCUUGGCUUCAGGUUCCUCACCCCGCUCCUGGCAAGGAAGCUCGCGCUCUGGGACCAGUGUGGCAUCCACAACCUCCACGGCUUACCCGGCAUCCUCGGCGCCGCAGCCAGUGCUGUGGCCAUCCUGGUGGCACCCGAGGACACCUCUGGGGCGGGCCGGCAGGCGCUGUGCCAAGUGGUGGGGCUGGCAGUGGCCAUCGGGGCCUCGCUGCUCACCGGGCUACUCACCGGUGCCGCGCUCCGGCUGCCCUGCCUGGCCCGGCCGCCCGAGCGGCUCUGCUUUGACGACUCGCUGUAUUUUAAGAUCCAGGAUCAGGCUGAGAACUCCAGGACGGGUGACACCGUCGAGGAAGGAGCCCUGGCUCUGAGGGAGCGGGUUUAG